Messenger RNA from Drosophila innubila, 2283 nucleotides. RefSeq names its product 5-hydroxytryptamine receptor 1D. The transcript is spliced from 8 exons. Gene Ontology annotation, cellular component: membrane. Bases 1 to 1950 code for a protein of 649 amino acids. The record is from RefSeq and is a predicted model, not a curated record. Gene Ontology annotation, biological process: neuropeptide signaling pathway. NCBI's taxonomy places the organism in Eukaryota, Metazoa, Arthropoda, Insecta, Diptera, Drosophilidae. Gene Ontology annotation, molecular function: corazonin receptor activity.
AUGGACCUGAAGACUGGCUCAUUGCUUGUAGCACCAGCGGUUAAGAAUUCCAGUUGCUCACAUCCGCGUUAUACUGGCCACAAUUUUAUAUUGCAUAUUGGCAUUGCGGAGACCAUUGAGGCAGUGCUCAUUUUGGUCCUAACGCUGGGUGUAAUUGGGGCCAACUGUCUGGUCAUCUUUGUCAUUAAUAAUCGUCGCUAUGCCGCCUACAUACAUCAACAGCCACGUUAUCUGCUCACAUCGUUGGCUCUGAAUGACCUGACAAUUGGUCUGCUAAUUACACCGUUUGGGCUAAUGCCGGCAUUGUUUCAUUGUUGGCCAUAUGGGGAGAUCUUCUGUCAGAUACAGGCAUUGUUGCGUGGUGCAUUGUCGCAACAGAGUGCCGUUAUUCUCGUCUGCAUGGCCGUGGACAGAUACAUGUGUGCGUUGCAUCCGCGACGUUAUUAUCAGCACUCCAGCAAGAAGGGUUGCGUUGCCAUUUUGAGCUUAACAUGGAUUAUCAGCCUGACAGUGUUCGGAUUUCUCGUACUGCCGAAAGGCUACUAUUUCAACAACACGGGCCUAAUGGCCUGCGAGCCAUUCUACAGUAAACCCUCGUAUCGAAUUUUAUCAACGUGUGCAUUAUACUUUCCCACCACGAUGGUGCUGAUGUACUGUUAUGGUUCCAGCUUUCACAUGAGUCGCUUUCGACUAAAUGAUCCAACCAUGCCCCUCACAGCGGCCGCCCACCAUCCACAUCCACACCAUCCGCCACAACAACUGCAGCAGCACCAACAGCAACAACAGCAACAAUCAUCGCACAUAUUUGGACAUGGCGGACAUGGACACUCACAUCAUCCCCAUCAUCACCAUCGGGCACCAGUUAUGAACCAUUUGAGCAUGGCCAUGAGCAUGGGCCUCGUUGGGAUGCCGAGCAUGACAAAUAAGAUUACCAAGAAGAUUGUGCCCAUACAGGAGAAGAACUCGAGUGGCAACACGUCACGUUCUAUGGCCGCAAUUUCGCUGGGUUUCAUUGUUAUGGUCACACCGUGGACCAUCCAGGAGAUCGUUACUGCAUGCACGGGCUCCAAGUUGCCUCCGUUUCUAGAUUUUCUGGUCACCUGGACAUCUUUGAGUAACAGUUUGUGGAAUCCCUUUAUGUAUUGGCUGUUAAAUUCGGACUUUCGACGCCUAAGCCGUCAACUGAUGCCCAACAAAUGCUUUCCCAACGAGGAUACGCCAGAACACAAAUCAGCCUGUUGUCACAUCAAUGCAAACGAUUUUGAAAUCACAACGCUUCCGAUGCCACCCGAGCCUCCCGUCUCGCGUCCUCCGGCCAACAAUGGCGGCACAAGCGGAGGCGGUGGGGGAUGUGGUGGCGGUGGCGGUGGCAUUAGUGGCGCCAUUGGCGGCUCUGUGCUUGGCAUCUGUGCGCGUUCCAGAGCCAACAGUUUGAGUCGCAGCGCAUCGCAGUACAUAAGAGGCACUUUGGGCGGCGGAGGAGCACAUGGUCAUGCUCAUCAGCCAGCGGGCGAUGGCUAUGCAACCGUACGGCCAGAUAUUGAGGGACUGUCCGAGAAGUAUUGGGGUGAAAUCCUGGAGCGCACCGUCAGCUCGGGCAAUCUGCAUGCCAUGCAGAAGACUUUUCCACACUUUCCCUAUCAUCAGCACAGCGGCAUUGGUGUCCAUGGUCAUGUGCAUCAGGUGCAUCAGCCGCAACAGCAUCAGACCACCUCGUUUAGUAAGCACAGUGAUCUACAUUUGAACAUAUCCACGACAGCCCAAGAGGCCACAGCAGCGGAGCUGAGCAAGUUUUCCACAUCGGAGCCAAAGCUCUGCGAGCAUCUCUUCCAUGAUGCCAAUUGUGCCAAGAGUAAACUGCUUGGCAACGCCGCAGAUGCAGCUGCAUCUUCCUCCGUCUCCACGGUGGCCUCUAAGCUGGCCAUCGGUCGCAGUAUACCGGACAUUUAGUACGCAGAGGACGUCAUACUUGCCAACAGUCAACUAGCUCGAAAGGCCAAAUGCACCCACCAUCCGCUGCAUCAGCAGGCCCAAGCCAGGGCCAUGUUGCAUGCCCCCAUCCAUGGUGGACACCAUACGGGCAGCCUGCGACUGAGCCGUGUCCGGGUCUCCUGUCACAGUCCCCCACCAUCGAUGGCGUCGGUUGGCGAGGCGAUGGCCGAGUAUCGCAAGUAGCAUGAUAAUUACAUUAAGGAUUAAUCUGAUCUGCGGUCUAACCAUGAAUGUUAAGUGUUUAAUGAAUGUCUGUCUAAAAUAAACCAUGUCUCAUAGAGUUAAGCGAAA